Alternaria burnsii is the source of this 729-nucleotide messenger RNA. RefSeq lists its product as uncharacterized. NCBI's taxonomy places the organism in Eukaryota, Fungi, Ascomycota, Dothideomycetes, Pleosporales, Pleosporaceae. The transcript has 3 exons. The record is from RefSeq and is a predicted model, not a curated record. Bases 1 to 729 code for a protein of 242 amino acids.
AUGGCGGACAACAAGCGCAACAGCGUUGCGGGUAAGGUCGCGACGCCGAACCUCAAAGCCGGCACGAGCUCGGGCAAAGAUGUCAUUGGCGCAGACUCCGACCUAUACAAGGCUGUUGGGUCACGCAUCAAAGUAACAUGUGCCCCUGGCAAGAACGUCCUCGAGGGCACUCUCUUCACAGCUUGCAACCUCACCCACGCCAUAGCCAUCAACACCGCCCCUGCCCCGCCGAACCCCUCCGCCUCCAUCUUCAGCCAGCCUGGCGACUACCACAUCAUCCCAUUCGCACACAUUGAAUCUUUCGAGAUCAUUGGCACAGGAGAGCGGGCAUCUGAGUCCGCACCGGGUUUUGAUGGAGCGCUCCCCAGCAUCUCCAAGGUAGAUCUAGCCGCGCUACAAGCCCGCGAAGACCAGACUAUCCGCGAGAUGAAGAAGAAGGACAUGCAGAAGGGCAAGGGAGUUAGUCCCGAAGCACAGGAGCUGUUCGAUGCUAUAUCAAGAACUCUACCGACCCGAUGGGCAGACACACAGAUCGUCGUUAGCGACUCCGUUCUUAUUCAAGCCCCGUACACGCUCGACAACAUCAAGGCACCCAGCGAUAAGCAGCAGGCGGAAAACCACGUCCGUAAGGUUGUCGAACGCUUCUACCAGCGUAAGAAGGGUGCGGCAUCGGGAGGAGCGGCUCGCGCGCCAGUUGCUGUGCCUAACGCCCCUAGAAAGGGAGGUUAA